AUGAAGCCAUACUUUCGAGUUCUUCAACAAGACGCACCGAUAGCGACGGCGACUUCGGAGAGGCUACAGUUAUCACAGAACCUUCAAGAAGCACUGCAUACGCUGCAGGAUCAGAACCUGGACACGUUCGAUGACUGGGAGUUCAACCAGGAUCUUGAUCACCCAUAUCCGGGAUUUUAUCAAUUCAAACAUAUCUUCACCGGCCCCUUGGCACAAGCACUAGAGCCACAACAACAGGAGGAGCUCAAGGUACUAUCUGAUUACAUAACUGAGCGUCUAGCUCUGGAUGAUGAGGAGCUGGAACAGCUGUCAGCUACGGGGUGGAUCAGCCAAAGAAGUUGGCCGAUGCUUUUCCGACCAAACGAUACAGUAGUCACAAUGGGUGAUGGCGAAUACCGCGCGUUUGUUGUGAGAUCAUGCCGUCAACGCAAUGCAAACACAUUGGAAAUGGACUGCUGGACUUGGGAGUACGAUGGCAACUUCUUUCGAAAGCACACUACAAUGCCUGUCAAAUGGCCAUCUAAAUUGAACCGGGUGGAGAUCAAGGACCUUUCCGUGUAUCCUAUUCGCCACGCAGAAGACGGGGUUCAAGCUAUGUUGCGCAUGCGCGGUAACACCUUCUGGAGUUGCCGACGACGGAAGUACGCCAAUCUGCGAUACAUGGUCGAUGCCGAAUUUUACAAGUUAAUGCAUCGCCGUGCCAAUGACCCGAUAACCCGAAGCGAACUGAGUAAUGACGAGUUGGAAAACGAUGAACCCCCAAGCGAAGCAUUCUUACUCAUGUUACCCGCGACUAUCAAAGGCUAUGGCUUUCACAACAAACAAUGGAAUCUAUUACUUGUGGAACAUAUACGAGACAUCCAGUGGAACAGCGAAGUCUUCCAACAGCGCUUAGUUUUGGAUCAGGACAAAAAGGAUUUGGUGGAAGCUCUCGUUACGGUCCAUGUCGAAAAGAGCCGCGACGUCAAGACUGACUUCAUGAACGGAAAAGGUGAAGGGCUCAUUAUGCUGCUACAUGGCGGACCAGGAACCGGUAAAACUCUUACAGCUGAGAGUAUCGCUGAGCUCGUGCAACGUCCAUUGUAUAGGGUGACAUGCGGCGAUAUUGGCACCGAUGCUGAAAGCGUUGAGAAAUAUCUUGAAUCUGCCUUGUCUAUUGGAAGCACCUGGGACUGCGUCGUUCUUCUGGACGAAGCUGACGUGUUUCUUGAAGAGAGGAAUAAGAUGGAUCUCCAGCGCAACGCGCUGGUCUCUGUGUUCCUGCGCGUUUUGGAAUACUACGAUGGGAUAUUGAUCUUGACGACAAACCGCAUCGGCACCUUCGACGAGGCUUUCAAAUCUCGUAUUCAGCUUGCGCUUCAUUACCCGCCUCUUGACAGCAAGGGCCGUUGGGAAGUCUGGAAUAACUUUGUUGAUUCCCUCUCGGAGGCUGGAGAAGACAUGAACGCCGAAGAGAUCGGACGGAAGCUUAAAAUCCUUUCGCAACACAAACUCAAUGGACGACAGAUUAGAAACACUAUCAACACCGCUCGCCAACUAGCACGGUUCAAGAAGGAGGUUUUGCGCUAUGGACACUUGGAAAAGGCAGCCAGAGUGAUCAACGAGUUCGAAAAGUAUGUUACAGACGUACAUGGUCAUGACGAUGAGGAGUAUGCGCGAGAUCAGGGUUUGAGAAACGAUGAUGCGUUGCAGGUAGACUGA
Molecule: messenger RNA, 1701 nt
Organism: Alternaria triticimaculans
Lineage: Eukaryota; Fungi; Ascomycota; Dothideomycetes; Pleosporales; Pleosporaceae
Exons: 3
Coding region: 1-1701 (566 amino acids)
Molecular function (GO): ATP binding; ATP hydrolysis activity
Source: RefSeq, a predicted model, not a curated record